AUGAACUCCGCAGUAACAGACAUACCCGUAGAUGUUAUAUCUUGUAUACUAUCAUAUCUUCCCGUCAAGUCGGUAGUACGUUUUAAGUGUGUAUCAAAAUCAUGGCACUCUCUAAUCUCUGAUCCCUUCUUCAGAAAAUUACAUCUCCUUCGUUCACACAAAUCUGCAAAUCUGGUAUUUGUUCUCCAAAAUCCGGUCAAGCAUUAUAGUUACUGUGAUGCAACCUUUUUUGAUGAUACAAUUUCAGAAGAUUCUACGCAAAUCGAAUUACCCUUCAGACGUCAACUACGCUUAUGGGAUGGCGUAAUUUUGUGUUCUUGCGAUGGGCUGUUACUCGUGAGAGAUCUUUAUGAGCAGUUAAUUUUAUUAAACCCUUCCACUAGAGAGCAUCGUGUACUGCCCAAGGUUGAAAAUUAUUAUUCUGACUCAGUAAGUGAGGGCUACGACUUGGGCUAUGAUUCAUCAUCCGAUGACUACAAGCUACUGCUUCGACGUUUAGGACGUAAUCCUGAAAAGCGUAAUAAGACAACCAAAGACCCUAUGAUUCUUUCUCUGAAAACAAAUUGUUGGCGGAAGGUUGAAGAUCUUAACUAUGACCGCGAUAUAAAGAAUGCCAUAAAUCUGAACGGGUUCCUGCAUUGGUUGGUUUUGCAUAAUUCAUCGGCACCGGGAAAGAUUGUUUGUUUUUCCUUCGCAAACGAGACCAGCACAGAGAUGGAACAUCCUAGGAAUUACGAUAAUUAUGGACUUCUGAAUUUGGGUGUUUUGCAAGGAUGCCUUUGUUUAACAGAGACGAAACAUGCUGCUCAUUCAACGACCGUCUGGAUAAUGAAAGAAUUUGGAGUGACGAGCUCGUGGAUGAAGCUCAUUACCAUACCACAACGACCUGGAAAUCAUGCUAUGAAUCUCACAAUUCCAUUACCACUCAAUCAUAUGAACAGAACAGUUUUCCUAAUUGAUGACAUAUCUAGGAAUCCUGUUGAUCACAUGCUAAUUGUAAAUGAUACAGAGGCUCAAGACUACAGAUUUGUUAAGAUUGCCAAUGUCCAGAAGUAUAAGUUUCUCACAGGACUUACAUUUUCAAGGAGUUUAAUGUCACCCAAUUCAAUUUGAUUUAUUUUCCUUCUUUAUCAAGCUUUCGAGUUUUAAGAACAUGUUAUCAGUAAUCUCAUAUUUAUUAACUUUUCUAUAUAUAUGUUUUU
Molecule: messenger RNA, 1202 nt
Organism: Mercurialis annua (annual mercury)
Lineage: Eukaryota; Viridiplantae; Streptophyta; Magnoliopsida; Malpighiales; Euphorbiaceae
Product: F-box protein CPR1-like
Exons: 1
Coding region: 1-1113 (370 amino acids)
Molecular function (GO): protein binding
Source: RefSeq, a predicted model, not a curated record